AAACAACCCGCCAGCACCAAGAGCUCAGAGAUGCCACAGAGAGGACUCGCCGCAAGGACACCAAGCCCGCAGACACCAUCAACCAGCACAACAUCAAGCACAGCCCGGAGAGCAAUAGGCAACAGAAGACAACAGCCAUAAUGCAGUGCAAUGGACGUGAAGGAUCUCCCGCAGAUGACAAAGGACAUACAGAUAAGUAUAACUCAUACCAAGGCCUAUGUAAAGCCAAUGACAUUGACUCACAUCCCCACGACACAUACCCUGUCCCGACCACUCGCAGGUGGCAACACCACCAGACUAGGCCUACUACCACAUGGACUAAAGAUGGCAGACAAGCUACAGUUACACCUCAACGCAUAGGACUAUGGGGCUGGUACAUCACCAAGGGAGACCGCCGCCAACUUAAAUCCCUUGGAAACAUCUGGGAACGACU
This is a messenger RNA of Pelobates cultripes (western spadefoot toad), 433 nucleotides long. The record is from the annotation of a GenBank genome assembly. NCBI's taxonomy places the organism in Eukaryota, Metazoa, Chordata, Amphibia, Anura, Pelobatidae.